Messenger RNA from Drosophila kikkawai, 995 nucleotides. RefSeq names its product protein hugin (gene Hug). NCBI's taxonomy places the organism in Eukaryota, Metazoa, Arthropoda, Insecta, Diptera, Drosophilidae. The record is from RefSeq and is a predicted model, not a curated record.
GGCCCCAAAGUGCCAAAGCAGUCCCCAUUCGCCGGAGCGGAGUUAAUAGUCGAGAGCCUCGAGAGAGCACUUCCGUAGUGUCCUGUGCGGCGCUCAUAAACGGCAAACACCGACCAAGGACAGUUAUGUGUGGACCCAGUUAUUGCACACUGCUGCUAAUCGCGGCGUCCUGCUAUGUCCUCGUCGGCAGCCAUGCCAAGGCCUUACAGGGCACGGGCAAACUGGAUUUGGCAAAUCACAUCAGGGCAGGCUCUUCCAGAGGAGCCGGAUCAUCAUCAUCCGGCGGAGCUGGAGCAGCGGCAGUGGCGGCAUUAGCGGCGCGCCAGAAACGCGCCAUGGGCGAGUACAAAGAGCUGACUGACAUCAUUGACGAGCUGGAGGAGAAUAGCCUGGCGCAGAAGGCGAGCGCUACUCUGCCGGUGGCCGCCGUGCAGCCACAGGGCCAGGAUUUUGACUUGGAUAGCAUGCCGCCGUUGGCCUACUACCUGCUGCUGCAGAAGCUACGACAGUUGCAAAGCAACGGCGAGCAGGCUUAUCGCGUGCGCACGCCACGCCUGGGCCGCAGCAUUGACUUGCCGCUCCUGGACGGCGGCGGUGGUGGGGGAAUGGGUCUGGCGGGCAGCGAGGAGGCCACUGGUGGCCAGUUCAGGCGCGACCUGGUAAAGAAAUCGGUGCCUUUCAAGCCGCGCCUGGGCAAACGUGCUCAAGUGUGCAACGGCGGUGGUGGUGGCGCCGAUUGAGUCACGACAAGGACGCGAGGACACGACACAGACACGGAGACAGAGACACGGAAACCGACCAGGACAAGGUUGAGGCCAGCCGACUGGCCCUUGAGCUAACUUUUAACCCCUUAAUGGCCCGCUGGAAAAUCGACGCGACGCAAAAAUAAUCCACAUAUGCAUAGUGAAUGACUAGUUACGCGCUAUAACCCUGUUUUUGAGAGGAACUAAUGAUGUGUAUAUAUAGUAUAUAUAUAUUUAUUAUUUAUUUGAAUA